AGGGCAAGAAUCGGUCCUCAAAAAACAAGUUAUAAUCUGAAUAUUUGGCUCAAUCGUAAUUCGUAAUUUGUAAAUCGUAAAUCAUACUGCGUACUUCGUAAAUCGUAAUCAUGCUUGCGUCUCUGAACCGAUUCUUUCCUCGAAUGAGGCUACGUCGCGAUGUACAGCUGAUCUCCAAGAUGGACAUCUUUUGCCAUCUAGUGCUGGUCAUUUGCUUGCCAGUCUCAUUGCUGUACGAGUUCAUAGCUGUGAUACCCAAGUACCAUUCGCCUGGGGGAUACGCCUAUCCUCUAAUAGUUACAUUCAUUAUCUUGCUCUUCAUAAACGUCAUGGCCAAUUUGAUCGCCUGCAUGUUGGUCGAUAUAUCAGUUGAUUAUGAUCGCAUCAAAACUUUUGACGUUAGUGAUGAGUGUGUGAAUUGGCGACAUUGUAAGAUCUGUAAGGCUCUAGCGCCGCCCAGAUCCUGGCACUGUGCCACCUGUGGAACCUGCAUUUUGACACGGGAUCAUCAUUGCAAUUUCACCGGCUGUUGUAUUGGCCAUCAGAAUUACCGCUAUUUCACCUGUUUCGUGCUCUAUUCAUUUGUUUUAUCGAGUCUCCUGAUGUUCUACAACCUAAAGUAUUUCAUCUGGUCAAUGGGCCAGCUGACCCACCUAACCCAUUUCUCAGAUAUGACGUUCAUUCAGGUUCUACACAAUUCUGUGUUCAGUCUGAAUCUGAUCUAUCAAAUCUUUUCGACCGGCAUGAUCAUCCUGCACGCCCCCUUUGUGCUGAAGGGCGAGCUGAUCGGCGAGCGUAACCUGAAGGAUAAGGAUAAGCACAACUACGAUGCUGGCAUCUACUACAAUCUGCGCGGGAUUUUCGGACAGCACAUGCAUGUCGCUUGGAUAUUUCCCUUGUUCGCCAGCCAAUUGCCUGGCGAUGGCUACAACUGGAAGUUGACCACAAAGGACAAGUCAACGGAAACCAUCGCGACAUUUCAUAGCCGUCCAACCGCCUAAUAAUCGCUCGCCAAUCGCCAAUCGGAUACAUUUCAUUUUAGUG
This is a messenger RNA of Drosophila navojoa, 1044 nucleotides long. RefSeq names its product putative palmitoyltransferase ZDHHC24. NCBI's taxonomy places the organism in Eukaryota, Metazoa, Arthropoda, Insecta, Diptera, Drosophilidae. The record is from RefSeq and is a predicted model, not a curated record. Gene Ontology annotation, molecular function: palmitoyltransferase activity.